GGGCCCGUCUCUAUGGUGGCGGAGGGACCAGACCCCGAAGGUUGUGGGUGUAGUGGCCGGAGCCUCACGAGGGAGGCGAGGGUGGUUGGUGCCAACAGGGGGCGAAGCGGGAACCGGAGCCAAGACCCUCGGCCGCCUCCCGCCGCCCUCCGGCAGGAAACCACGGGAACCCUCAAGAGUCGCCCUGAAUCUCGGAAUCACUGCACUGGCAGCGCUGUUCAUAGGACCCGCGUGCAGCCCCACGUCGCCCCCUCUCUGGGCCGAAGUCAGACUUCUUUUGGGUCCAAGGCCUCAUUUGUAUCGUGGUCACCUGGUAGGGCCGGACCGAGCUUCAGGCGGGGACAUACACCCGACACAGACCAAAGCAGAGGACCCCAAGUAACGUUACCACCAGGUCCGUGGCUUUGGGGAGGGGCUGCCUUAGGCCCCCCGCCCCAGGGAUGGGAGCAGAGAGCAGUGCUCUGAAGAGCUGUGCAAUAAAGGGGCCCCCGGUCACCCUGCCCUCCGGACUCGCCGUGUUCCCCGCCGAGCUGCAGGAUGGCAGAGUCGCGUCGGUGUUUGUGUACAAGAGAGAAAACGAAGACAAGGUUAACAAGGCCGCCAAGCACUUGAAGACACUUCGGCACCCGUGCCUGCUGAGGUUCUUGUCUUGCACGGUGGAGGCGGACGGCAUCCAUCUGGUCACGGAGCGGGUGCAGCCUCUGGAAGUGGCCUUGGAGACGCUGUCCUCCGCCGAGGUCUGCGCUGGCGUCUACGACGUCCUGCAGGCGCUGGUCUUCCUCCACGACAGAGGACACCUAACACACAACAACGUCUGCUUGUCGUCUGUGUUUGUGAGUGAAGAGGGGCACUGGAAGCUGGGAGGGAUGGAGACCGUCUGCCAAGUGCCCCAGGCCACCCCGGAGUUUCUGCGGAGCAUCCAGUCAGUGAGAGAGCCGGCUUGUAUCCCUCCUGAGGAGAUGUCUCCAGAAUUCACGACCCUGCCCGAGCCACACGGACACGCGAGGGAUGCCUAUGCGUUUGGGAUGCUGGUGGAAAGGCUGCUCUCAGUCCUGAGUGGACAGGUUUCAGUGGACGUUCUCCGCAGCUUCCGGCAGACCUCGCACUCAGCCCUGCUGAGCCCCGUCCCCCAGUGUCGGCCGGCGCUCCGCACCCUCCUGUCCCAUGACAUCUUCAGGAACGAUUUUCUAGAAGUUGUGAAUUUCUUGAAAAGUUUAACAUUGAAGAGUGAAGAGGAAAAAACUGAAUUCUUUAAGUUUCUGCUGGACAGAGUCAGCUGCUUGUCAGAGGAGCUCAUAGCCUCCCGGCUGGUGCCCCUGCUGCUCAACCAGCUGGUGUUCGCGGAGCCCGUGGCUGUGAAGAGUUUUCUUCCUCAUCUGCUAGGCCCCAAAACAGGUGCGCCUGGAGAGACCCCCCGCCUGCUGUCGCCGGCCCUGUUCCGCUCGCGGGUGGUCCCCGUGCUGCUGCGGCUGUUUGCGGUGCACGAGGAGCACGUGCGCACCGUGCUGCUGUCCCACCUGGAGGCCUACGUGCAGCACUUCUCCCCGGAGCAGCUGCGGACCGUCAUCCUGCCGCAGGUGCUACUGGGCCUGCGCGACACCAGCAGCUCCAUCGUGGCGAUCACGCUCCGCAGCCUGGCCGUGCUGGUCUCCCUGCUGGGGCCAGAGGUGGUGGUGGGGGGGCAGAGAAGCAAAAUCUUCAAACGCACCGCCCCCGGCUUCACCAAAAGUGCCGACCUGUCCCCAGAAGAUUCUCCCACGCACGGCCAGCACGGGACCUCCCCGCUCUCCGAGAGCCCCUCCAGCAGGCUCCCUGCGGGCUUCUUUUCCGGCAACAGGCCCAUCGACAGUGAGAAGCACAGACAGCGCGAUUCCUACAACACUCUUCCCCAGACAGGUGAUCGGUUCUCUCGGUCGAGGACAUUUCCCAUGAAUGGACUUUCAGACGCGAAAAAUACCUCAGGAGACGGUGAGAGCCCCCCGCCAAGCCCCCCGGCGCCCGAGGAGUGGCCCGACUGGAGUGAGCCCGACAACAGCCUCGUCUGCACCCCGGUGUGGCUUCCAGAGCCUCCGCAGGCUGUCGGGGCUCCACGCGCAGAGACUUGGGCUGGCCCAGGAGGCGGAGUCCUGGUUACCUCGGGGGAACAGGACGCCAUUCCCACGUCACUUCCGCUCACAGAGGCCAAGCCCUUGGCAUCGAGCCCACCCCAAAAGACUGGUCCUGCCCCAAGCAUGGACGACCCAGGCCAGGCCAAGCCACCAAAAGUGGCAUCACUAGAAAGGUGCCUGAAGGUUCCAUCAGAACUCUGUUUAGGAGAGGAGUUCACCAUUCAGGUGAAAAAGAAGCCAAUACAGGACCCUGAGUUGGAUUGGUUUGCUGACAUGAUCCCUGAAAUUAAGCCUUCAGCCGCUAUUCUUGUUUUACCUGAACUGAGGACAGAAACGAUGGUCCCCAACAAGGAUGGUGUCUCACCAGGGAUGCGAUUUUCCUCAAAAUUUGCUGCAGCAGAAAUGACCGAGGCGGAGUCGGAAGGCUGGGGAGACGCUGGGGAGCUGAACUGGGGCGACAGCAGCUGGUGACAAUGGCUGUGAGUUAAACUCUGGGAAAAAGGAUCCUUUUCCAAUACGUCAAACCAAUACCUCAAGCAGGCUCUGCAGACAAGAAAACCCCCAGGCGUCCUGCCUCAUGCCAGGAGCUUUGCCAGUCUGUGCCAAUGAAGCCAGAGCCCUGGGUGCGGCCCACAGCUGGGGAAGAGCCUGCGCCUCUGAAUGGGGCCAGGUAAUUCUGGAAGUAAAGGAAAUAAAGACAAAACUUCAAGCUGAUUAGCUUUACUUUGUGCCAUUUCUUUAACACAGGUGAGAAGAGUAAGCUCUAUUAUGAAAUAUAAUUUACUGAAAUUUAUUAGCUAUUAUGUGUAUCAAUGACUUAAAAUUGUUAUGGUUUCCGUAGGCAGCUUAUUUAUUUGUUUACAGUUUCCCAGAGUGGGGACUGGGCAGGUACUGACUGUCCCACAUGUAUUCCGUGUACCAAAGUUCAUGAAAAAUGUCCCCAUAAUCCUGUUCUCUAAACAUCCAAUAAAGACUAUUUUCA
Molecule: messenger RNA, 3090 nt
Organism: Molossus molossus (Pallas's mastiff bat)
Lineage: Eukaryota; Metazoa; Chordata; Mammalia; Chiroptera; Molossidae
Gene: SCYL3
Product: SCY1 like pseudokinase 3
Exons: 15
Coding region: 441-2579 (712 amino acids)
Biological process (GO): protein phosphorylation
Molecular function (GO): ATP binding; protein kinase activity
Source: RefSeq, a predicted model, not a curated record